Molecule: messenger RNA, 972 nt
Organism: Peronospora farinosa
Lineage: Eukaryota; Oomycota; Peronosporomycetes; Peronosporales; Peronosporaceae
Source: the annotation of a GenBank genome assembly
AUGCAGGAUCAAGAUGAUUCUGGCUCAGACACGGACGACACGCGCGAGGAGAAGUGUAACGUCCCGUUCGAAUGCUCCGAAUCCGACUUUGCAAUCGUCACGCCGCCUUCUGCGCUCUGUCGCUUCUUCGUGCUGGGUAAAUGUCGUUAUGGCAGUCGUUGUACCUUUUCACAUACGCUUCCUGCACACGUGAGUGAGUGUGCUGCUGAUGAAACAGAGAGUCUAUUGGCAGCAGCGGCAUUAGUCGAUUGCCCGUAUUUCCUGCGUGGCAAUUGUAUGUUUGGUGAGCGGUGCCGCCUUCGACACAAUCCAGCGGUAUUGCCGGAGGCUUUAGCUACAUCUGCUACGUGUUCUACUCCAAGAAUGACGAGAAAUGCGAUGUCUACUGACAACGAGCAAGAUUUCACCUGUGGCAUCUGUUUCGAUGAUAUCGUCCAGUCUGGCAAACAUUUUGGUUUAUUAAGCUGUGAUCACUGUUUUUGUUUGGAUUGCUUGCGUUCGUGGCGACAGUCGAAGGAUAUGGAGCUUGUGCGCGCGUGCCCGGCUUGCCGACUUCCAAGUGACUAUAUCGUGCCAUCGCUCAUAUUCUGCAUUGGUGAAGAGAAGCGCGAGGUAGUGGAGGCGUACAAGAGCCACUUGGCGCUGCGCGAGUGCAAGUACUUUAAUGGUCUCUUUGGUAGCUGCCCAUUUGGCCCCCGUUGUUUUUACGCGCAUCGUGACAGUGAAGGGAAUGAUGUAAAGGACCUGGAUCGUCCUAAACGAUCGACAAAGCCACGCCGCAGUCGAACUGGACGACUAGGCGACGAUUCGACGCUGCAGUCGCUGCUUCAGCAAUACAGCCACCUCUUUCACUUCUUUGAAGCUGCGGACUGGGACGACUUUGACUUGGUCGGUGACAUGUACGACUCGGAUGACUCGGAUGAAGACUACGUCGAGUACGGGUUUUCAGACUAUGAUUAUGAUACAGAGUAG